Cajanus cajan (pigeon pea) is the source of this 2001-nucleotide messenger RNA. It is a transcript of the gene NOA1, whose product is annotated as P-loop containing nucleoside triphosphate hydrolases superfamily protein. The record is from RefSeq and is a predicted model, not a curated record. NCBI's taxonomy places the organism in Eukaryota, Viridiplantae, Streptophyta, Magnoliopsida, Fabales, Fabaceae. Gene Ontology annotation, molecular function: GTP binding; GTPase activity.
UAUUUCAUUUCUACGUGUUUUCCCGGCUUCGAGUAAAAGCUCAUCAACCAUGGCGCUUAAAACCCUAUCCACUUUCCAUUCACCACUUUCUCUCCCCAACCCCAAAUUCCUCUCCACCAAACCAUGCCUCAUUCUAUGCGAGUUCCCGCGCUCUCACAACUCGCGUUUACCCGCCGCCGAAUCCGAUGGCACCGGCGCCGCCGCUCCUUCGCCGGGCGAGAAGUUCCUCGAACGCCAGCACUCCUUCGAGGCUGCGAAGCUCAUUCUCAAUGAGAACACGAAGAAGAAAAAGAAGAAAGACAACGCUCUGAAAGCUUCCAGAGCCGUCGCUUCAUGCUACGGCUGCGGCGCUCCGUUGCACACCUCCGAUGUCGACGCUCCUGGCUACGUCGAUCCCGAGACCUAUGAAUUGAAGAAGAAGCACCGCCAGCUUAGAACCGUUCUGUGUCGGCGAUGUCGGCUUUUGUCUCAUGGAAAGAUGAUAACCGCUGUUGGAGGACACGGAGGCUACCCUGGCGGUAAAAUGUUUGUUACUGCUGAAGAGCUUCGAGAAAAGUUGUCUCACUUGCGUCACGAGAAAGCGCUAAUUGUCAAAUUGGUUGAUAUUAUUGACUUCAAUGGAAGUUUUUUGUCUCGUGUGAGAGAUCUUGCUGGUUCUAACCCAAUAAUACUGGUGGUGACUAAGGUCGAUCUUCUUCCAAGGGAUACUGAUCUUAAUUGUAUUGGGGAUUGGGUUGUAGAGGCUACCACGAGAAAGAAGCUGAAUGUUCUCAGUGUCCAUCUGACCAGUUCCAAAUCAUUGGUUGGAAUAACUGGAGUGAUAUCAGAAAUCCAAAAAGAGAAGAAGGGAAGAGAUGUGUACAUUCUGGGUUCAGCUAAUGUUGGGAAAUCUGCUUUCAUCAAUGCUUUACUAAAAACAAUGGCUAUAAAUGAUCCUGUGGCUGCAUCUGCACAAAGGUACAAACCAAUACAAUCUGCAGUUCCUGGAACUACCUUAGGGCCAAUUCAAAUUAAUGCUUUCCUAGGAGGAGGGAAAUUGUAUGAUACUCCUGGAGUUCAUCUCUACCAUAGGCAAACUGCAGUUGUUCAUUCUGAAGAUCUACCCUCCCUUGCUCCUCAAAGCCGACUGAGGGCCCGGUCUUUCCCAAGUUCUCUAGUAUCUUCAGGCAAUGUAGAGGAAGAAGAGUCUUCCACAGUGAAUGGCUUGAAUGCUUUUUCAAUAUUUUGGGGAGGUCUUGUUAGAAUUGAUGUCGUGAAGGUUCUUCCAGAAACUUGUUUGACAUUUUAUGGUCCCAAGAGACUACCGAUUCAUAUGGUGCCCACAGAGCAAGCAGAAGAAUUUUAUCAGAGAGAACUUGGAGUUCUGCUGACCCCGCCAAGUGGAGGAGAAAAUGCUGAGAACUGGAAAGGACUUGAAUCAGAACGUAAAUUGCAAAUAAAAUUCGAAGAUGUGGAAAGACCCGCUUGCGAUAUAGCUAUAUCAGGUCUAGGAUGGUUUACUGUUGAGCCAGUUAGUAGGUCACUAAAAAAUUCACAACCAAAGCCUGUAGACACUGCUGGGGAAUUGAUUUUGGCCGUGCACGUCCCUAAGCCUGUUGAGAUUUUUGUGAGGCCACCAAUCCCCGUGGGCAAGGCUGGAGCAGAGUGGUACCAGUAUGUAGAAUUAACAGAGAAAGAAGAGGAAAUGAGACCAAAAUGGUACUUUUGAACACUGCGUGUUAUAUGUAUUUUUAAUUUUUUGGGGGAAAGGAGGAUUAGUUUUCAUGUUGUACAACUAAGCCAAGACAUCAUUUCAAAAGGAGGGAAAUUUAACGAUUGCAAAUUAAUGAUAGCAUUUUGCCAUUUUCUCUCAAUGUGUACUGGGUAGAAUGUGGAAUGUUUUGAAUAUUCUUAAAUUUUCUCAUGUAAUAAUGGUUCAGUCUCGCUACCGAGGGUGAACCCUUAGGUUUAUUAACUUUUCUAAUCUUUUAACUUGUUAAAAAGAGUUACAAUUGAUGGAGU